Messenger RNA from Ceratitis capitata (Mediterranean fruit fly), 1666 nucleotides. It is a transcript of the gene Ubc7, whose product is annotated as ubiquitin-conjugating enzyme E2 G2. The transcript has 5 exons. The record is from RefSeq and is a predicted model, not a curated record. Gene Ontology annotation, cellular component: endoplasmic reticulum; cytosol. The coding region runs from base 278 to 781 and encodes 167 amino acids. NCBI's taxonomy places the organism in Eukaryota, Metazoa, Arthropoda, Insecta, Diptera, Tephritidae.
UAUCUUUUGCUGUCAAACAACAAAAGACUAGAAAAGUGUUUAAUACUGAAAAACGUAAAACAACAAAAAAUUAAAUGUGUGGCAAUAGAUUUAUUUAAUUCCAUUGAGAACAUAGAAAUCAACAACUUACAAAAUACAGAAAGUGUAAUCAGAAAAUUAGUCUUAGUUUCCUUCGCAAUCAACAAAACGGCUAAAGCUGAUUUGGAGUCGAGUAAACCUCUGGGAUUGUGCGUGACGUCUGUUGCUUUUGCUGCCUAGGCAAAAUAAAAGGUGACAAAUGGCCGGGUCUGCACUAAGAAGGCUUAUGGCGGAAUAUAAACAGUUGACUCUGGACCCACCGGAGGGCAUCGUGGCUGGACCUGUAAGUGAGGAUAACUUCUUCGAAUGGGAAGCACUGAUAGCCGGUCCAGAGGGCACAUGUUUCGAAGGUGGCGUUUUUCCAGCUCGUCUCAUAUUCCCGCCAGACUAUCCGUUGAGCCCACCAAAAAUGAAAUUCACAUGUGACAUGUUCCAUCCAAACAUAUUUGCUGAUGGACGAGUUUGCAUAUCAAUAUUGCAUGCGCCUGGUGAUGAUCCUAUGGGUUAUGAGUUAUCCGCUGAACGGUGGAGCCCUGUGCAAAGUGUAGAAAAAAUUCUACUGAGCGUUGUUUCGAUGUUGGCUGAGCCUAAUGCCGAAUCAGGUGCUAAUGUGGAUGCAGCUAUCAUGUGGCGUGAACGACGUGAAGAGUUCAACGAAAUUGCCAAACGUUUAGUACGUAAAACGCUCGGUAUACCAACAUAAAACAGCCACUAUAAUAACUACGGCCGAAACGAUGACGAUAAAUAUGACACUGUUUUACUACUUCUUAUACAUCGUGAACAAGAGGUAGUAUUACAAACAGUCGUCUACGAUAUCUUCAUACACAUACACACACGCAACAAAAUCAGUUAACAACAUCGAGCGAAAAAUUGAAUUGAACAAAGCUUCAACAAAACGCAUGCCUCAAAAGCAUAUAUUUGAUUAAAGUCUUGAAAUACAUAUAAAUAUGUAUAAAUAUAUAUAUUCAUACCUAUAUUAUGCUCGCAAAUCGGUUUAUUGAAUACAGUUUUCUAUGCUCUUAACAUUUAAAAAUUAAAAAAAAUCUCCCUUUCGCACUUACACUGAAUUGUAUUUUUAUGUCGGUUGCAUUUUGUAAACGCCAGAGAAUUGCUACUAUUUUAUAUGUUGCAUACUUACAUACUCUUAUAUACCCACAAACAAUAGUAAAAUUAAUAAGUAUAUAACACAAUAGAAAAAUCUGAAUUAUAUAAAGUAAAAUAUGUAAAUGUUUAAAUUUAGAUUAAUACAAUAAAGCAUUAAAAGUAACAAAAUUGUAGCAAAUUUGCUAAUUGAGAAAUUUAUAUGCUUUGUGAUGUCUAUAAAAUUAUAACAAAAUUUGUUUACAAUAAUAAUCCUAUGCUUAGGCUAAACUGUAGAUAAAAGUAUAACACUAUACACUUUCACUUGCGCUAUAUUUGCUUUCACAUUUAGGAAAAGUCUAAUUUUUUGCAAUUGUUUUUAUAUUUCAACUCGGUAUUUCUUUUGAUUAAGGAAAUGAGAAACUGUAAAUGUAAAACAAAAAAAACUUAUUUUUGUGUACCUUAUUUUUUCAACUACGACAUUAAAGCAUAGUAAAUAAACAAUUCU